Messenger RNA from Diceros bicornis minor, 2262 nucleotides. It is a transcript of the gene ATOH8, whose product is annotated as atonal bHLH transcription factor 8. The transcript is spliced from 4 exons. Gene Ontology annotation, molecular function: DNA-binding transcription factor activity; protein dimerization activity. The record is from RefSeq and is a predicted model, not a curated record. Bases 73 to 1374 code for a protein of 433 amino acids. Lineage: Eukaryota; Metazoa; Chordata; Mammalia; Perissodactyla; Rhinocerotidae.
AGCGUGCAGAGCGAGCGCGGCGGGCGCGCGUCCCGGGCACCCCACGCCCCUGCCUCGCGCGCUGCCCGAGCCAUGAAGCACAUCCCGGUUCUCGAGGACGGGCCGUGGAAGACUGUGUGCGUGAAGGAGCUGAACGGCCUCAAGAAGCUCAAGCGGAAAGGCAAGGAGCCGGCGCGGCGCGCAAACGGCUAUAAAACUUUCCGAUUGGACUUGGAAGCGCCCGAGCACGGCGCCACCGCCACCAACGGGCUGCGCGACAGGACCCAACGGCUGCAGCCCGUCCCGGCCCCGGUGCCGGCCCCAGUGGCGCCGGCCGUUCCCUCAGGUGGGGGCGCGGACACAGCCGGGGAGCGCAGGGGCGCCCGGGCGCCGGAGGUCUUGGACGCGCGGAAACGCGGCUUCGCCCUGGGCGCAGUGGGGCCGGGACUGCCCACGCCGCCGCCACUGCCGCCGCCGCCAGCGCCCCAGGGCCAGGUACCUGGGGCUCCUGAGGCACAGCCUUUCCGGGAGCCCGGCAUGCGUCCCCGCAUAUUGCUGUGCGCACCGCCUGCACGCCCCACGCCGGCCGCGCCCCCUGCGCCCCCGGAGUCCUCGGUGCGCCCCGCGCCCCCCACGCGCCCCGGGGAAAGUGCCUACUCGUCAAUUUCACACGUAAUUUACACUAACCGCCCGGAUUCCUCCGCGUCGCCUAGGAAACGGCCGGGUGAAGCGGCCGCCGCCUCCUCGGAGAUCAAAGGCCUGCAGCAGACCCGGAGGCUCCUGGCGAACGCCAGGGAGCGGACGCGGGUGCACACCAUCAGCGCAGCCUUCGAGGCGCUGCGGAAGCAGGUGCCGUGUUACUCAUACGGGCAGAAGCUGUCCAAACUGGCCAUCCUGAGGAUCGCCUGUAACUACAUCCUGUCCCUGGCGCGGCUGGCUGACCUCGACUACAGCGCCGACCACAGCAACCUCAGCUUCUCCGAGUGUGUGCAGCGCUGCACCCGCACCCUGCAGGCCGAGGGGCGCGCCAAGAAGCGCAAGCCACCGUUUCCAACAGGCCCCCCUGUGGGUUGUCCAGGUUUCCCAGAGGCCCCUAGGCCCCAAGCCAGGGAGGCCCUCCAUGGACUCUCCUGCCUACACCAGGGAGGGCCACGGCAUGUCCUCACUGCCAGCCACUGUCUCCGCAGCGGAGUGACCGGCCCUGGGCUAGACCCAGGACGCUGCUGUGAGCCCUCUUUCCAGUCAAGCCUGAGGAGAAGGCGAGCUCGCCCAGUCCAGCCUCCUCUUCCUCUCCGAGAUGGCACCAGACGCUCAGAUCACCACCUGUCAGGGUCGGACAGGAUCACGCCCGCCUCCCUCUCACCCUGCUGCCCUCCCGCAGCCACUCCGCAGUGACUUCGCACCUUGCCCUCCACCCGGUGGGGAGGGGAGAGCUCAGCCUUCCCCUUGCCCGGGGCCCGAGGCCCACCAUCUGGCUGCAGAGAUUCGUGGCCAAAGAUUCGACAGACACUGAACAAAAUGUGGUGAGCAAACCCCACGGUGAGAAGCCACACGGUUGCUCUGUGACUUGUGCUCCUCUUGUUGCCCAAGUCCCAUCUCAAGCCAAAGACGAGUCAGCAGUUCCACUAGGAACUCACGGAAGGAUGGACACUUGGUGACCUUGGAAGCGUGUGGUCCUCUGACUCAGAACUCUCUUUCCACACGGGGCCCUAAGUCAGCUGGGUGCAAGAUGAGCCUUCUGGGGGCUGUGAGAGGCAGGCUGGGGAUGCCUGUAGGGAGUGGGAUCUGAGAUCCCGGCCCCUUCUCUCCCUCCCACUGGCUGCCCAGGCCUCUGACCCUGAUUCUCCAUGUUCCCUGGGCCCAGGCUCCUUCUUGGGCUCUGAGCAUCGUGGGAAGGGAGUAAGGAGGGAAAGAAGCAAUACUGACCACCCCGUACCCCAGCCCAGGGACUGGCUCCAAGGCAACCUGCCUAAGGGUAUUUGCAACCCAAGCCAGCCCAGCCAGCCACUCCUUGCCAGUGGCCCGCCCUCCUGGCUGGGCAAACAAGAUGGCGCCCGGCUUGGGGGCCAGUGGUCUGUUACAGGCUGUGCAGGGGGCCAGAGGGGAGGAAGGGACCAGGGGAGCGGGCUGGUAUGUGGGGGAGGGGGGCAUGUUCAAAGCCAAGGCCUGCUCCUUCCUUGUACUCAAAAGGCCAAAGCUGUUCACAUCUGUGCUCAACCAUCUGCUUCAAAUUGAAGUAAAAGCCCCAACAUGUAAAGAAAACACUUGCUUGUGUUGAGUGGA